UCCUACUUGACCCUCAACGCUUGGAUCCUUUACGUCGCCGCCGCUUCGCCCGGACCCCAAACUUGCCCUUCCGUUUGUUCCUGUAGCAACCAGUUCAGCAAAGUGGUGUGCACCCGUCGAGGCCUGGCCGAGGUACCCCCCGGUAUCCCCUCCAACACUCGCUAUCUCAACCUGAUGGAGAACAACAUCCAGAUGAUCCAGGCGGACACUUUCCGGCACCUGCAUCACUUGGAGGUCCUCCAGUUAGGCAGGAACGCCAUCCGGCAGAUCGAGGUGGGGGCUUUCAACGGUUUGGCCAGCCUCAACACCUUGGAGCUCUUCGAUAACUGGUUGACCGUCAUCCCCAGCGGGGCCUUCGAGUACCUGUCCAAGCUACGGGAGCUGUGGUUGAGGAACAACCCCAUCGAGAGCAUCCCCUCUUACGCCUUCAACCGGGUGCCCUCCCUGAUGCGCCUGGACCUGGGCGAGCUGAAGAAGCUGGAGUACAUCUCCGAGGGGGCUUUCGAGGGUCUGUACAACCUCAAGUAUCUCAACCUGGGCAUGUGUAACAUCAAGGACAUGCCCAACCUGACGCCCUUGGUGGGGUUGGAGGAGCUGGAGAUGUCGGGCAAUAACUUCCCCCGGAUCAAACCGGGCUCUUUCCACGGCUUGAAAUCCCUCAAGAAGUUGUGGAUCAUGAACUCGCAGAUCGACCUGAUCGAGCGUAACGCCUUCGAUGACCUGACGGCAUUGGUGGAGCUCAACCUGGCCCACAACAACCUCUCGUCCCUGCCCCACGACCUCUUCGCCCCGCUGAGGUACCUGGUGGAGCUCCACCUGCACCACAACCCCUGGGCCUGCGACUGCGACAUCCUCUGGUUGUCGUGGUGGCUGCGCGAGUACAUCCCCACCAACUCCACCUGCUCCGGCCGCUGCCAUGCCCCGCUGCACAUGCGGGGCAGGUUUUUGGUGGAGGUGGACCAGACCUCUUUUCAGUGCUCAGCGCCUUUCAUCAUGGACGCCCCCACGGACCUCAAUAUCUCGGAGGGGCGGGUGGCCGAGCUCAAGUGUCGAACUCCUUCCAUGUCGUCCGUCCGGUGGUUGUUGCCGAACGGGACG
Molecule: messenger RNA, 1098 nt
Organism: Mesitornis unicolor (brown roatelo)
Lineage: Eukaryota; Metazoa; Chordata; Aves; Mesitornithiformes; Mesitornithidae
Gene: LRRC4
Product: leucine rich repeat containing 4
Exons: 1
Biological process (GO): synaptic membrane adhesion; excitatory synapse assembly; modulation of chemical synaptic transmission
Cellular component (GO): plasma membrane; postsynaptic density membrane; glutamatergic synapse
Molecular function (GO): protein binding
Source: RefSeq, a predicted model, not a curated record